This is a messenger RNA of Hirundo rustica (Barn swallow), 5312 nucleotides long. It is a transcript of the gene URB2, whose product is annotated as URB2 ribosome biogenesis homolog. Lineage: Eukaryota; Metazoa; Chordata; Aves; Passeriformes; Hirundinidae. Gene Ontology annotation, cellular component: nucleolus. Bases 148 to 4752 code for a protein of 1534 amino acids. The record is from RefSeq and is a predicted model, not a curated record. The transcript is spliced from 10 exons. Gene Ontology annotation, biological process: ribosome biogenesis.
UCGGCGCUCGGCUGCCGCGGCUCGGCGGGGACAGAGGCCGGCGGGGAGGGCCCGGCCGUACCGGGAGCGCGGAGCGGGCAGCGACGGCCCCGCGAGCGGAGGGGAAGACGCCUGUCUGCCUCUCUGCUGUUCCCACCUGCCGCCCCCAUGGCAGCAAUCUACUCCGGGAUUUACCUGAAGCUGAAAAGCAACAAGACUUCUUGGGAGGACAAACUCAAACUAGCCCGGUUCGCGUGGGUUUCUCACCAGUGCGUCCUGCCUAAUAAGGAGCAGGUUUUACUUGAUUGGGUAAGCCAUACGUUGGUUUCCAGCUACAAUAAGAAACUUAAACUGGAGGAUGAAUUUGUUGAAAAACUCUGGGCAUAUCUUGACAAUAUUAUCCAUAGUAAAAGACUACAGGAUCUCGUGAGGAGUGGGAAGACAGUUGGUCUCAGUUUUUCAGUUGCACAGGUCAUAAACAAAAGGUUAUCAGAGGCCUGUUCUGAAAAAACACAGCAGAACAUUGGCACCGUGCUGAGCUGCUCCAGUGGGAUCCUUUCUACUCCUUCACUGUCCAUCAUUUACACAACAAAGUGUGAGCUUUUGGUUGAUCUCCUCAGCAAGCUGUCCAAGCUGGCAUGUCAGCAGCUGGCUUCUGAAGAUGCUGUGAGCUCCCAGUUGUUCAGUGUCCUCCAGCUUACCUUUGCUCAGUACCUCCUAUUCCAGAGGCAGCAAACCAACCCAAUACAUGUGUUUGGGCAGGUGACGAAUCACUUAGUCCAGCCGUGUUUGCUCCUGAGGCACCUGCUGGCUGUGAAGAGCUGGACACAAGCGGACGAUAACCACGUGCGUCAGCACCUGAGCAGAGAAAUACGAAGCCAAAUAGAGACUUUGCUGCAGGGUGGGUUAUUUCAGCCUGAGCUUUUCUCAUCCUACAAAGAAGAGCUGCUGCCAGAACAGCACAAGAGGAAAGGAGCCUUCAAAACUCUCUUACCAGUCAACACUGUGCAGACCAAGCUGGGCACUGACUUGUGUGAACCUGCCCUCCAUGGAGCGGUUGUAGCCAGUUCGGUGUCCCUGCUAUAUAAGCUCUUUCUGGACUCGUUCUGUAAGGCAGAAAACCACCUUGUGUGUUUCCACAUGCUCAGCAGGCUUUUUGGCUGUCUCAGGCUCUCUGGCCUGCAAGAGGAAGAGAGGAGCGAUACGCUCUCCCCGGUGGACUGGAGCACAGAGCUGCUUGCUCUGGAGCAGCUUCUGAGCUUGGUGCUCAGCAAUGAUAUCUAUAACGUCGCUAGUGACCGUAUCCGGCACAAGGAGGUGCAAUUUGGGUUUUACCGGAAGCUAGCACAGACGCUGCUGACACACUCCCAAGCUUCCAUCCCUGCUUGGUUCAGGUGUCUCAAACUCCUGAUGUCAUUAAACCACCUUAUAGUAGAGCCAGACCUCGAUGACUUGGUGUCAUCAGCUUGGAUUGACGCCGAGGCCUCUGAGCCACGUACGAAGAAGCCGCAGGAGACUCUCAUCAACGCCAUAUUCCAGAUUUACUCCAAGCUGAGGCAGUUCCCACGCCUCUUUGAAGAGGUGCUGACAGUCAUUUGCCGGCCAGCUGUUGAUGAACAGAGGCCGCCUGUCUUCUCUGCUGGCCUGACAGUCAAGCUUCGUGAGUGCCUUCUUGAGCUGCCACCCAACCAGAUUCUGGACAUUCUGUGUCUCUUUGUAGAGAAAUGCCAGGCCCUUAUCAUUCCAGCUGUUGAAGGGUCAGUUGACAUGGCCUUGAAGCUGAUGUCAGUGUGCUCGGUGCUGCAUGCAUUUCUGUUCAACAUGAGGAGCAUAGAUGAUGUCACUCCUUCCCCUGUGGUGCUUCGCACUCAGCGUUUGAUGGCAAACAUACAGAAGGGAAUAACUCAGCCACUGAUGGAGCUGCUGCAGGCUCCUAGGAGAGGGCAAGGAAAGUCAGAGCUUUGGCUAAGAAAGGCCAGUGAUGCUGCUCUCCUCCUUGUUUACACUUGGGUUGAGGUAGACACUCUGUUUGGUAUUAGCUGCAGUAAAUACGUGUCUCCAACAGCUGAAAUUGCUGUUACUGAACCUGCUGCAAGGCACUGCAGCAUUUCAGCUUUUCUGCCUGGUGUAAAGGAACAGUGUUGGAGGACAGUUACGGAACUCGCAAGUAGUUUUGCCUCCACUAGUAAAUACUGCUUAGAACUGCUCACGCUUCAGAAAAUGAAGAUGAUGUUAAUGCAGACUGAAGCUGACCUGCAGGCCUUGCAGCAUGCUGCAGCUUUCAUCCUAGAGUCUGGAAGAUCCACCGUGAGCAGAGGAGAAUCUGAACCAUGGGAUGGAGAUAUCAGCGCGAUAACUGAACUUAGCUACCCCACAGCACACUGGCACCUCAUCAUGUCCAACCUGACCAUCCUGUUGCCCUAUAUUUCCUUAAAAGAUGUAGAGUACAUUGCAGAUGUUCUUCUAGAGACGUUGCUGGCCGAAGCUCAGGAAGGUGCCGUGGAUCAGGAGCCUUCCAUCAGCAUUGGAAGGAUAUCCCUUGGUUUCAUCCACAGCUCUCUUCUACCAGAACUGAAGGUCCUGCACUGUGCUUUUCUGACCCAUCUUAUUCACCAGUUUGCUAUGGUGCUGCCCACUGCUACCAGGGAUUCAGUAGAUCUGCCACUUCAGCAGCUGUCUGUGACUAAUAUUCCUUGGCAUGAAGAAAUUCUGGCUCCUUGCAAAAUUGUUAACCCAUUGGAACUACCAUCAGAAAACAAACUGCUGAAGAAUGAGCAGAGCGUGUCUUGGAAAACACUGGAGAAAGUUGCCCAGUGUAUAGUAUCGUUAGCAAAAAAUGGCUGCCCUGUCAUCCUGAAAGAACGUCAGCUACAAAGAUGCCUGGGUUUGCUAGAAAUUGUUUCUCUCCUGAAAUUAGACAGUUUUCUUCCCUCUGACUGUGCUCGGUGUUUUCUGGUGCUGCUGUCCCUGCUAGUUAAUACCAGGGCUAGUGUCUCUUGCAGCAAGUUGUUAUUGCUGAAGGUUUUAAGUACUUGCCUCCACCUUCUGAGGUGCCUGCAAGCUGGCAGGAAUGCCAACUCUGUUUUUAAGGUGUUACAUGCCAGUGAUGUUCUUGAAGCUGUCAUGACCUCCCAGUUUACAGCUAGCAAAUUCUUCACUGAUGUCUUGACUGUUCCCAUUUGGACACAGUAUGUCCAGGAAGUCCAAGAGUUUUUGGAAAACUUUCUUCAGAUGAUUAUUGAAAGAAGACAGAGUGUGAAGCUCAACUUGGAGAAGUUCAUGUCUUUCCUGGUGAGCUGCAGGCCAGACACAGGUGCAGCCAGAAGUAAAGACUGGAAAACCUGGAAUCCUGCAGCUGAGCAGUUACUGCUCACAGCAUUCACCACACUCUGUCAUGUUGUCACACUGCACCUCCAGCAGCUGCCAGAAAAGAAGCUGCAUUCUGCAGAUGUGCUCUCUGCUCUGUUGGAACCAGUAGUUCUGCAGAUGGUCAGAACUGUUGAACACGGUCUUCAGAGUAACACCCCAAACCAGAUUUUGCCUGUAGCAUUCAUACCAUCUGUCACUACUCUCCUCAAAGCAGAUCUGAACCAUCCUGUCAAGAAGGACUGGCAGAAGGAGCCCAGUGGGUUUUUGGAGCAGCCCCGUAUUAAAUUGUACCAGGAGUUUUACUCUCAGAUAUUGAGAGAGCUGCCCUGUGCAGGGAGUAAUCUGCAGUUCCUCCAGCCUGCACUGCAGUUCCUGACCGUCUUCUGCUCCGUGCCAGAGCUGUAUCCUGAAAAAGAAACUGCGGUCAUGGUUGUUUUUGCUAUAAAAAAGCUUCUCUCUGGUCCUGCAAUUACAACCCAGGUGAUCCAAAGUAUGGAGAUGGAGCUGACAGAGGUGCUUGUCCACGUGCUGGGAAACUGCUCUGCUGAGGAGUUUUAUGCCAUAAUGAAGCUGGUGCUGCAGGGGCUGGAAGUGAGGAAUGUUUGGCAGCAGAAGGCUAAAGAAGUGUUGUCAGCUGUUACACUAACCAAAUUAUUACUCAGCUGCCCAUUAAGUGGAGACAAAGAGAAAGCUUUCUGGUUUGCCAGCCCACAGAUAAUCACAGCUUUAGCUCUGCAAACCAAAGAGGCCUGUCAGGACCAGUCACUGAUUUCCAUCAUAGUUAUACCUAUUCUAGAGACUAUAGCCGCUCUGCUAAGGCAGGGAGAAAGGGUUCUCGUGAAUCCCCAUCACGUUUCAUUGGCAUUCAGCAUUCUACUAACAGUCCCUCUGGAUCAUCUGAAAACAGAAGACUAUCGUGGUGUCUUCAUGGGGGUCCAUGAAGUGCUCUUCUCCAUUGUGCAGUGUCAUCCAAAGGUGCUGUUUAAGGCAGCACCAUCUUUUCUGAGCAGUUUCCAUCGUCUGGUUAUUUCUGUCAUGCAUGAAGGACGUCAGAGAGGAGACAGAGGCAACACGGAUGAGUUUGAAAUGAUUCUGAAGUGUGCACACUUGGUGGAGCGGAUGUAUACUCAUGUUGCUGCAGAAAUGGAGGCCUUCACCGUGUUUUCUGCUUUCAUUGUGGCUCAGUAUGUGACUGAAUUGCAGAAGGUGACUUUGCACCCAGCUGUGAAGACACAUCUCACAGAGGGAAUAUAUCACAUCCUUGACCUUUGCAUAGAACGGGACAUCAAGUUCUUAAAUGCAUCGCUCCCAGCCGGUGUGAGGGAGGUCUUUAAGGAUCUGUAUAAUGAUUACAACCACUACCACAAAGCAAAAAAGCAGGGGGAGGAAAAGUACACUGCGUGAUGAAUCCUGCCUGGUGCUGCAUGAUCAGCUAUGAAUGGAUCUUGCCGUGCUCAGAAGAUGCAGUUGCUGUUUGGUUUGGGAUGACGAGUCAAAUCGAACCUGGGGAGAGUCCUAAACAUGGAUUGCAUUUAUCCCUAUACAGCCAGCCUUCAUAAAGGGGAAAAAGAGAACUGGGGAGGGAGGAUGUGCAGUGCUGUUGGUUCUGGUCCUGCAUUGUGCCACAAAUGGCAGAACUGCUGUGCCUCUGCUGGCCGCCCUGGUGAACUCGCUGGGAUCCUUGGGGAGCUCACUGCAAUUUGGCAGCAGAUGUCAGGCAUCUGUGCUUUGGCACAUCAUGGUGCUUUCCUGUGGAAGCAAUAGUCUGGUCUAAAAGCCAGUGAGGGAUAUAACACCUGCUUUUGCUUACAUGGUAAGCAGAAUUAAAGCAAUUAAAGUGCUCAUUUUUGUACCCUGUUAUUUUACAUUUUUUUAACUGAAGAAAUUUGUCAAUGUUACACAGCCGUACAGUAGAUUACUGUGGAAACCUGCCGAAGUAACAAUAAAAAAUUUGAAAGAUUGUA